GGUGUUUCGCUCCGCACUUUCUCCGCUUCCCAAAAGAGUUUGCAACCGCAGGCUCGAUCUCCACCCCUGGAUCCACAUUGGUGGCUCCGCUUCCAAGGCCCAGUCGGGGAUUUUGCAAAUCCACCCGCCCCGAGCCUUCCCCCCUCCGCGGGCCGGGCCUGGCUUGAAGGCGUCCAGCUGCCGCGUCCCCUCCAGAGGGGGAUUGGGUUGCACGGAGGGCGGCGCGAUAUUGCAACGGCCGGGAUUGGAAAGAUGGGGAAAGUCUCGGGCUGACCCGGAGCGCGCGAGCCGCGGCCCGCUGAAGGCAGCAGAGUCGCUCCGCGGCACUUUUUUGCAGCGGGGUCUUGCAAAGGGGUCUGAAUCCGGAGCAACUUUGGAGAACGCCCCCUCCCCCGUUGGGCUUCCGGCAGACAACUGAGACCAGAAGACACCGAGGCUGAUGGUGAAGCGGAUGCAGAAGACGAUUCUGUCGAUGAAGUGACCACAGAACACGUACGACCAAGACCACAAGGAUCCUCUCCUGUAUAUGAGUACUGCAUUGAAGACGAGUACUUUAAUAAAAAGCUUCAACAGGAUCUAGAGAACAGACAAAGGAGAGCUUCUUCCAUCAAAAUGAGUGAGUCACAGGAGUCUAUGGAGGUGACUUUGCACACCGAAAUCGAAUCCGGUGCAAGUGGAUUUAGUGUGGCUGGUGGUGGAAACGAAGGAAUAUUUGUGAAGAAAGUCCUCAAGGAGUCUCCAGCAUCAAAGUUAUUCAGUCUGAGAGAAGGUGACCAGCUUCUGAGCGCCACAAUAUUUUUUGAUAAUAUAAAGUAUGAAGACGCACUCAAGAUCUUACAGUAUUCUGAGCCAUAUAAAGUACAGUUCAGCCUUAAAAGGAAGCUCAGUGAGAAGGAGGAUCUGGAAACUAUACAUUCUUCAACGCUAUCCAAAAAGGAAAAAUUAAGCCAGGGAAAAGAAACUCUGGAAAUGUCAGAAAAGACUAUCACAGAAGAAGAUAAAGCCAAUUUGAUUGUAAAACAAAGAGUGGGAAGACAAAAACGGCCAAAGAAGGACAGGCUCUCUUGGCCAAAAUUCCAGUCAAUCACAGGUAAAAAGAUUUUGAGACACAGAAGAUCCCGUAGCACAUCAGAUGCAUAUGAACAUGCUAUUCCAGACGUCUCCCCAACAAGCACAGACACUGAAUUCCUGCCAGAAGAAAUACAUACGAAGGUUAAAAAGGGAAGUCAAAAGAAAUUAAAAUUCCCUAGCAUUGGAUUCAAGAUGUACAGAAGUAAGCCAGAAACAGAAGAGAAAUCUAAAUUGGAAGGAAAACCAUGGACAGAAUAUGAAUAUGGUGCUUCAGGGGAGCCCUCAGAACCGAUAGCAGUAGAAGAUUUUACUUCUUUCGCACAGGAUGACAAAACAAGGUACCAGCAUGAUGUCAAAAAGGAGAUAAAAGAACCAAAGUAUGAACUAAUUUCUCAAACAACAAAGUGCCCUGAAGUUGAAAUCAGUAUAAAAAAACCAAAAGAAAAGAAACACAAAUCAAGAGGAGGAACAAAACCAGAUUCUGCAAUUAUAACAUCACAGAUAACAACUUCUGCAUUAGAAAUAAAGGAUACACCAACAAGACAAACAUCCUUUCCAAAGAUACGGAAAAAAAAACACAAGGGAUCUUUGGAAAAAAUUCAAAACAAAAUGACAAUGCAAAAAGAACUACAAGUGGAAAUCAAAGAAGGCACAGGAGGAAUACCAUAUCAAAUGGAACAAUCAGCUGAAAUCAAAGACUUACCAGGCGACAUUAACAUUUCAAAAGGGAGGCUUUCCUUAGAAAUCAAGGCUCCGAAAUUAGAAAUUCAGACACCAUCAGCUAAAAUACAUAUGGAAGGCAGUGAUUCAAACAUAGAAGACAAUGAGGCAACAUUUAAAAUGCCUAAAUUCCAGAAGACAAAGUUUGGCAUUUCCCUUCCCAAAGGGAAAGGGGCUGUUGAGGGAGAAGUCAUUGUACCUUGCGUAGAGGCUGAGAUGCCUGCUGCAGAACUGAAGGGAGAAGUCAAAGUACCAUCCCUGGAGAUGGGCAUAAAGGCGUCAGGACCCCAGAUUGAGGCCCCGAGUGUGCAAGUCGAGGUGGGUGAGAAGGGCAAAAUCAAAAUGCCAGAGGUGAAGAUGUCAGGUGUCAAGGUGCCCAAAAUCAAGGGCCCACAGGUAGGCGUCACCCUCCCCAAAGUCGAGGGAGACGUGUCCCUUCCCAAAGUAGAAGCCAAACUCCCGGAAGGAGAAGUGUCCAUCAAGGUGCCCGAAGCGGAAGGCAGCAUUGAGGGAGGUGGGAUGAAGAUGCACAUGCCAAAAUUCAAGAUGCCCAGCAUGGGUUUCUCCAAACCAGACCUCAAAGGCCCGAAAGUCAACGUGGACAUCAGCGCACCUAAGGUUGAUGUCGCGCUUCCCUCCGCAGACCUCAGUAUCUCCAAACCUGAACUGAAAACGGGAGAGCUUGCGGCCAACAUCAGCGUCUCAGCACCAGAAUUUAAGAUGCCAGCAGAACAGGCCUCCUUGGAACUCAAGGCCCCGGACUUCCAGAUCCAAGCGCCAUCAGCUGAGAUAGCUCUGGAGGGUGGCGACGCAAAGCUUGAGGGUGUGGAUGGAAGGUUCAAAAUGCCUAAAUUCCACAUGCCCAAGUUUGGCAUUUCCCUUCCCAAAGGCAAAGGCCCUGUUGAGGGAGAAGUCACUGUACCUUGCGUAGAGGCUGAGAUGCCCGCCGCAGAACUGAAGGGAGAAGUCAAAGUACCAUCCCUGGAGAUGGGCAUAAAGGCGUCAGGACCCCAGAUUGAGGCCCCGAGCGUGCAAGUCGAGGUGGGUGAGAAGGGCAAAAUCAAAAUGCCGGAAGUGAAGAUGCCAAGUGUCAAGGUGCCCAAAAUCAAGGGCCCACAGGUGGGCGUCACCCUCCCCAAAGUCGAGGGAGACGUGUCCCUUCCCAAAGUAGAAGCUAAACUCCCUGAAGGAGACGUGUCCGUCAAGGUGCCCGAAGCGGAAGGCAGCAUUGAGGGAGGUGGGAUGAAGAUGCACAUGCCAAAAUUCAAGAUGCCCAGCAUGGGUUUCUCCAAACCAGACCUCAAAGGCCCGAAAGUCGACGUGGACGUCAGCGCGCCUAAGGUUGAUGUCGCGCUUCCCUCCGCAGACCUCAGUAUCUCCAAACCUGAACUGAAAACGGGAGAGCUUGCAGCCGACAUCAGCGUCUCAGCUCCGGACGUUAAGAUCCCAACAGAACAGGCCUCCCUGGAACUCAAGGCCCCAGACUUCCAGAUCCAGGCGCCAUCGGCUGAGAUAGCUCUGGAGGGCGGCGAGGCAAAGCUUGAAGGCGUGGAUGGAAGGUUCAAAAUGCCUAAAUUCCACAUGCCCAAGUUUGGCAUUUCCCUUCCCAAAGGGAAAGGCUCUGUUGAGGGAGAAGUCACUGUACCUUGCGUAGAGGCUGAGAUGCCCGCCGCAGAACUGAAGGGAGAAGUCAAAGUACCAUCCCUGGAGAUGGGCAUAAAGGCGUCAGGACCCCAGAUUGAGGCCCCGAGCGUGCAAGUCGAGGUGGGUGAGAAGGGCAAAAUCAAAAUGCCGGAAGUGAAGAUGCCAAGUGUCAAGGUGCCCAAAAUCAAGGGCCCACAGGUGGGCGUCACCCUCCCCAAAGUCGAGGGAGACGUGUCCCUUCCCAAAGUAGAAGCUAAACUCCCUGAAGGAGAAGUGUCCGUCAAGGUGCCCGAAGCGGAAGGCAGCAUUGAGGGAGGUGGGAUGAAGAUGCACAUGCCAAAAUUCAAGAUGCCCAGCAUGGGUUUCUCCAAACCAGACCUCAAAGGCCCGAAAGUCGACGUGGACGUCAGCGCGCCUAAGGUUGACGUCACGCUUCCCUCCGCAGACCUCAGUAUCUCCAAACCUGAACUGAAAACAGGAGAGCUUGCGGCUGACAUCAGCGUCUCAGCACCAGACGUUAAGAUCCCAACAGAACAGGCCUCCUUGGAACUCAAGGCCCCAGAAUUCCAGAUACAGGCACCAUCGGCUGAGAUAGCUCUGGAGGGCGGCGAUGCGAAGCUUGAAGGCGUGGAUGGAAAGUUCAAAAUGCCUAAAUUCCACAUGCCCAAGUUUGGCAUUUCCCUUCCCAAAGGGAAAGGCUCUGUUGAGGGAGAAGUCACUGUACCUUGCGUAGAGGCUGAGAUGCCUGCUGCAGAACUGAAGGGAGAAGUCAAAGUACCAUCCCUGGAGAUGGGCAUAAAGGCGUCAGGACCCCAGAUUGAGGCCCCGAGCGUGCAAGUCGAGAUGGGUGAGAAGGGCAAAAUCAAAAUGCCGGAAGUGAAGAUGCCAAGUGUCAAGGUGCCCAAAAUCAAGGGCCCACAGGUGGGCGUCACCCUCCCCAAAGUCGAGGGAGACGUGUCCCUUCCCAAAGUAGAAGCUAAACUCCCUGAAGGAGAAGUGUCCGUCAAGGUGCCUGAAGUGGAAGGCAGCAUUGAGGGAGGUGGGAUGAAGAUGCACAUGCCAAAAUUCAAGAUGCCCAGCAUGGGUUUCUCCAAACCAGACCUCAAAGGCCCGAAAGUCGACGUGGACGUCAGCGCGCCUAAGGUUGAUGUCGCGCUUCCCUCCGCAGACCUCAGUAUCUCCAAACCUGAACUGAAAACGGGAGAGCUUGCAGCCGACAUCAGCGUCUCAGCGCCCAAAGUUAAGAUCCCAACAGAGCAGGCCUCCUUGGAACUCAAGGCCCCAGACUUCCAGAUCCAGGCACCAUCGGCUGAGAUAGCUCUGGAGGGUGGCGAGGCGAAGCUUGAAGGUGUGGACGGAAAGUUCAAAAUGCCUAAAUUCCACAUGCCCAAGUUUGGCAUUUCCCUUCCCAAAGGGAAAGGCGCUGUUGAGGGUGAAGUCACUGUUCCUUGCGCAGAGGCUGAGAUCCCCACUGCAGUACUGAAGGGUGAAGUCACUGUACCAUAUGUGGAGACACAGCAGAAGAUGUCAGAAGCUCAAAUCGAGUUCCCAAGCAUGCAAGUGAAUGUUGGUGAGAAUGUUCCGGAGAUUAGUGGUGAAGCUUUUUCUCGUGACUCUGAUUUUAAUGUUGCAGAAAUAGCUGUUGAUGGCUCCAAAGGGAAGAUGAAAAUGCCAAAAUUUCACAUUCCAAAGUUUGGAUUAUCACGUACUAAAGAGAAAAUGGCAGAAAGCAAAGUCAUUGUCCCAAAAGCUUACCCUGACAUCCCUGGCCUAGACACUGAUGUGCAAAUCCUAGAUAUCAGAAUAAUUGAGGGACAUGAAAUAGAAGCAGAUGUUUCAGAACAACAGAUUCAUACUUCACCAGGAAAAGCGCAACAAAAAACUGAUGCUCAUAUAUCCAGCAUAGACGUUCCUCUUCCAUCUGUAGAUGUUUCGGUUCCCAAGGCAGACGUUAACAUCCAGGCUCCAUGCCUAGAUAUCAAAGGUUUAAACAUGGAUGCCAGUGAAAAAGACACCACAGAAAAAGAAAGUAAGUUCAAGAUGCCAAAAUUCAAGCUACCAUCGUUCAACUGGUCUCCAAAAAAAGAAGCCAGCAUUUCUGGUCAGGCUGAUGCAAAUCUAGAAGACCCCUCUUUAACAAUUUCAACAAGUGAGAGAGCACCUGAAUUAACUCUUACUGUGGAAGUUGACGAGGAGGUUGUGGAGCUGGAUAGUCAUGUUUCCGCCGACAAAGAUGCUGAAAGAAGUAAAUUUAGACGGCCACAGUUCAGCAUGCCAAAAUUAUCCCUGCCAAAAAUGAAGGAUCAUAAAGCUGACAUGUCAGUGUCACAGUUGGAAAGUGACCUCAAAGUGUCUGAGCAGGAAGAUCAAGGAGACAGAACACUGCCGAUCCCAGAGCAAGAAAUCAGUGGAGAGGGUGCUAAAAAAGGCAUUAAAUUGCCCAAAGUGAAACUCCCAAGCUUAGAGCUUUCCAAACCAGAAAUUAAAGCUCCACAUGUUGGCAUGGAUGUCAGCUUAUCUGAAAGUGAUGCCCAACUCCCUGCAUCUGAUGUCAGUCUUUCAAAACCAGGAUUAAAAUUGGGUGACAUCGGUGUUGAUGUUAGCAUAGCAGCUUCUGAAACUAAGGGUUCCAUGGCAGAGGAUCUAGUAGGUCCAGAAAUCAAAAUGGAAGGACAGUCCACUGAAAUAUCUUUAGAUGGGGCAGAGAUUAAAAUGGAAGGUGUGGAAGGAAAGUUUAAAAAGCCCAAAUUCCAAAUGCCUAGGUUUGGCAUUUCGUUUUCUAAGGGGAAAGUUCCUGACACGGAGAUUAGUUUACCAUCAAUCGAGGGAGAAGUCCCCCAACUGAAAACAACAACAGAUAUUGCUGAUAUUGCAGUAGAAGCAUCCAUGCUUGAAGCUGAAUAUGCUGUAGCUGGUGGAGAAAAAAUAAAAAUUCCUCCAGUUUCUAAAGCUGUCACAAAGACUCCUGCACUAAACGUACAGCUCCCAUCAGUUGGGUUUCCCACGCCCCCACCAGAAAAAGACUUUCAGAGUGUAGAAUUUAUAUCUAAGGAAGAAAAACCAGAAGGAGAUUUAAAGAUUGAGGUUUUAGAUACAGAAGAGAAAGAUGGACACUUCAAAAAGCCAAAAUUCAAAUUGCCGUCAUUUGGCUGGUCACCUAAAAAAGAAGCAAGCCUUAAAACAGACAUAAAGGAACCUUUGGAAGAUCCUAAAAUAACGUUGCCGGAGGAUACAGAUGCAGAACUAACAGUAGUUGUACCAGAAGAUCAAGGGGUCCAGAUGGACCUUGAUGCUGAGAUGUCUUCAAAAAAAGGCCAAGUGAAAAGACCUCAUUUUGCCAUGCCCAAAAUCUCUCUCCUGAAGCCUAAAUUACCUAAAUCACAGGCCAGCCUAUCAAAAGUAGAGAUAGACACAACUGAGGAAAGAGAAGGUGUGCUGGUACAAAUACCUGAUAUAGAAAGCAGUUUUACCACCGGAGAUGAAGAAGCAACAGAAAUAAGCAUUAAAAUGCCAAAAGGAAUAUCAAAACCACAGAUCAAAGCUCCCAAAACAGAUGUGGAGGCUAAAGUACUUACAGCUGAUGUUGAAGUUCCUGCGACUUGUCAUUCGUUUGAGCUGAAGAGUUCUGGAAGAGAAUUUGAAGGAAAAUCUGAUGAAGUGGAUGUGGACACUGCAGGGAGGAAAAGCGACGGCUUCGAAAUUAAAAUGCCAAAACUCCAGAUGCCCAAGUUUGGAACGUCAGUUUCUGAAGGGGAGGUGCCUAAGGGUGAGGUUGUCACACCAGCUAUGAAAGCGGAAGCAUCCAAACCACGAGUGACAGCAGAGAGGCUUGACGGAGAAGCUCCAAUGCUGGAUGUUCAAGUUGAUACUGCCGACGUUGACGUGAAGGGUUCCUCUGUGAAAACCAAAGUGUCACAAAUGCCCGCAGUUGAAAUCAAAGCGUCUGACACGUCUGUGUGUGGCCCUGAUAAGGAUGUAGAUGUACAAGAAGAACAUGAAAUUCAAACGGAGGGCUCUCAGGGAUGGUUUAAAAUGCCCAAGUUCAGAAUGCCUUCGUUCGGCCGGUCACCUUCAAAGGGGAAAAAAAGUGAUGUGGAGGAUCCCGGGGCCGACACGAAGGCUCCCGGGGCCGACACGCAGGUUGAAAUAAAGGCUCUUGAAACUGCAGUUCAGGCCCUCCUUGUGGACACUGAGUCGUGUUCUGGAAAGGACAGUUUGGAAGGCAAAGUCACAUGUCCUCCAGUGCCCAUUCCAGAGGGUGGAGUUUUCAUACAGAAAGAAAAGGGCUCUGCUGUUGGCCCAUCAGUGGGUCAAGGAAGUCCUCUGAAACCUUCGGGAAAAAUAGAUGUUAAAUUAAGUGCAGAGGGCGGCAAAACGUACGCUGAUGUAGUUAAAUUUGGUGCUGAUGAACAAGUACAGAAACCUCCAUUCUCCAGUCCUAGAGAUGAGUUGUGCAGCUCAGAAAUAAGUGUACCUAAAGUAGAUGCAACGUUUCCUGAAUCUGGCCCAGCGCUUCAACUCAAAACCAAGCCUGAUGAUGCUCCACCUGUAGGAUGUUCCGUUGAAACGAAGAGCUUAGGCGUGGAAACUGUUGCAGCAGCAUCCGCUGAAAUUACUGUGGAUGGAACAGGAAGGAGAAUUGACAUCGCUGGUCCAAAGGAGGAGGUCACGAUGCUAAGCCGAGGUGCGGUAGCAAAAACUGAGGUGUCGAGUGAAAUGAAAUCACCAAAAAAGGACAGUCAAGGAAAAGAAAGUGGGUUCAAAAUGCCGAAGUUCAGCAUGCCUUCAUUUGGAUGGUCGACCCCAAAGAGCACAGGCAACGUUGCUGAAGAUCUACCUCACCUGGAAGAGCCAAAGGCUGCCCUGGUGGAAAUUAAAAUGGAUGCUUCGAUCACUGAUGAAGACUUUGAAAUAAUAGAGUUCCCUGUUGAAGAUUUUGAAAAGGACAUGUCUGCAGAAGCGGAAGUGAAGGCGGAAGAAAAAGACAGGUCAAGUAAAACAAAAGCAUCUAAAUUCAAGCUGCCAAAGUUUGGCAGUCUGCGAACCAAAUCACGGGGCUCAGAAGUUGAUCCACCAAAAGGACAAGCUGCGGGGUCACUAGCUAAAACUGAAGAUGGCACACUAGAAAUCCAGAUUCAAAAGGGAGAUGAGCCUGUUGACUUAAAAGGUACAAAAAUAAGUAGUGUGGACAAGGAAUUUGAAGAUUCAGAGCUGAGUUUCCAUAUUCCAAAAUUAAAAAUGCCCAAAUUUGUGCACAGCAUGCCCUCAGCUGAAGGACAAGUUUUGAGUUUAGAAGGGGCGACAGAUGGGAAAGUUGUCGAUGCUGGUGGUGUAUCUCAACUGGAACUCAGAACUAAGGUCCUUGAAGAGAAAGCAGACCAGACAAGUUAUGAUAUCCAGAAAUCCAAAGUCAGGAUUACAACAUUAUCUGAACCUGCUGUUCAGAGAACAAAGAUGGAGAGCAAAAUGCCAUCGAAGGAGUCUGUGUUUGCAGAAACUGCAGUACGCAUCCAGAGACCAAUGGAAUUUAGCACUAGUUUUCCUAAAGAGCAAAUAGAUACCAUGGGUAGUACGGUCCAUAAAUCAGUAGCUAAAAUUGCAGUACUGACUGAACCAGACAUUCAGACAACACAACUUGGGAUUAAACUCCCAUCUGCAGAUCCCUUUACUGCAGAUGCAUCAGUGCAUGUUCAAGAGCCUCGUGGUGAAAGCAGAGGAAUAAAAAUAGAAACAACAUCAGUGUAUGGUUAUGACAGUAAAAGUCAGGAGACAUUCUCCACUCAGAUAGUGAGAGAAUCUGAGAUUCCUCCAUCAGAAAUCAAAACGGCAACCUAUGGAUUUUCUCUGCUGAAAUUGAAGAUGCAGGAACCACAUUUGAACAUAGGUGUACCGGUCAAAUGUUCUUCUACAGAGGAUAUGAGUGAAACAUUUGAGAAUAAAGAUUGCCAGCCUGAGGUUUCUAUUGAAGGUUCAGGAAUUGCAACACAGAAGACUGUCUCAAUUGGGUUUAAAGUGCCUGAUAAAGGCCAAGUUAUCGCUGGCGGUUUUCCUGAAGGAGCAUCUUCCACCACAACGUCAACAAAACUGAAACCAUUUGCUGCUGACGUACAAUCUUCUAGUGAGUUUGCGGACAGUUGUUCUGAUAUGCAACCAAAAGAAAUAUCUGUUUCUGCUGUGUCCAAAGAUAAUGAAGAAAUGAAAACUUCCAAACUGGGAGAAGAGCCCGCAGAACAAAAAGAAGACUCGGAUAACAGCAGUUCUUCCGGCAGGUUUAAAUUAUGGUUUCCAACGAUCGGAUUUUCUUCUUCUGUUGACGACGCCUCAGAUUCCAAAGCUGAAGACCAGACAUUGUUUCCAGAAGAAAUGCAACCCAAAGACCCAACUGCAACAGACAGUGACCCUUCUAAGCAAACUGGGUGGUUCAGAUUUCCCAAGUUGGGUUUUUCAUCCCCAGCAAAAAAAGUCGACAAGAAAGAAGAGACGGCUCCAAAGAAGACAAAAACUCAGGGUGAAGAAAGUCCCACAGAAAAAACAGAAAUGUUUUUUGAUGCCCAAGAAACUUUACCACCAAAAGAGAUGGUUGCAGAGACAGAAGAAACCUCAGGGGCAGCCAUUGUCUCAUCUUCAGCAAGAACCGAGUUGAUACUACUAGAGAAAGAGAAAGCUGCAUCUCAAGCAUGUCAAAUCAUUCCUGAAGAGCCACCAAAAUGAGUGGGUUUCUACUCAGCAUUUAGUCAGGCAUAGGAAACUAUGAUGGUGAAAAAACCUUUGAAAAUAAUCAAAAAUAUUGUCUUCUUUCCAGCAAAAAAAAGGAGAGAGAGGAAUAUUGUCUAGAUGCUUAAAAACACUCAAAGAAAUAUACUAUGCUACAGUAGUGUUUUCAAGAUCAUGACUUUUAUCACAUGAGAUAUGUACAUAAGCCAGCCGACCAAACUACUGAUAAAAGGUGUUUGAAGUUCUAAUGAAGCCAACAGAUACCUUUUCUGCUGAUGCGCUCGGAAAUGUUCGUUCUUCAAGUAGAAUAAUGACAGGACAAGAUAGUAAACAUGAGAAUUUGGGAAACAAGGCGAUGAUUUUGUUCUAGAUUAUUUGCAAAGAAUAGUAGGAAGCUAACGCUGGGAGGGUUUAAAAAUAUUUCUUUUUUUAGAUUUUUAUUUUUUUAACUAUUUCUGCUGCUAUCUUGUGAAAAUACAUAUAUUUUUUCAUUAUCAGAGAGCAAUAGGUUCAUUUCGGGAUCAUUUUGAAGCAACGUAGACCAAACAUAAAUAACAAUGUAAAUAUUUAAAAAGUUUAUUCCUUUCCUGUUUGAAAGCAGGAUAACAUUUUGCUUCUUUUAAAAGUUCACCAUUUUUGGCGGGGAGAUAUACAUAUAUAUAUAUAUACACACUGCAUUAUCAAUCAUCUACCGCUCAGUUAACAGAACUAUUAAUAACAAAAGUAAAGCAAUUUAUAUCUCAGUCCUAAAUCUUUGCACCAAAAGACUUGUGUAUGAUUUCCUGCAAUAGCUGCAUCAUAAUUCCAUUUUUGAUAGCGUGCUGCAUAACUGUGAAUAUAACCCAACCUGAGCAGUUAGGCGCCCCCAAAAACUACCUGAGACCUCUUUCAGAAAUGUGUUUGUUAACUACCCAUAUUUUAAGAGCUGUGUCAGUGUGUGCCAUUUUGUAUUAGGGUGCCAGAAAGCCAUAUGAAAAAACGUUACCUGUUAUCAUGCCCAGCCAUUCCACACUGUGGUAAGUUGUACUUGUCUAACCUGUACAAAGUAAGUUUACAUCACCAGCUUGCCACAAGGUUUUCCUUUUGGCUAUUGUACCCUCAGAAGUUUUUCUAAAUAGACUCCCCACUUUAGGAUAAAGACAAGAUAAAUGACAGAUGAUGAUAAAUCAUCUCACCACAGCAUGUAACAGCUUUUUAAAUUGUUCACUGACAUUGUCCUUCCCUGCAGUAAAAUGUUUACCCCUUACCUGCUUCCCCGGAUUCGAAUCCUGUGAAGAAAAGUGGUCAAAUUCUUCUUGCUGCUUGCCGGGACAGUAAAGAUAUUCAACUUAGAACAUUUUGGAUAUUUCAUGCUGUUUGAUUUGUGUUGGCGUAGUGUGGCGUAGUGGUUAAGUGCUUGCACUGCCACACACAUGGUCAGGAGUCAGAUAUCCUGGCAGCUGGCUCAUGGUCAACUCAGCCAUCCAUCCAUUUCUUGGUCGGUAAAGAAUAGCCGGGGAAAGCAAUGGCAAACUAUCCCACAAAAAAACAGCUUGCCUAUAAAAUCACUGCUCGCAGUGGUACCCCAGGGUCGGACACGACUGAAAGGGAAACUUUACCUUUUAUAUUGUGUAAUCCCUUCUCUGUGAAAAAGGAGGGCAUAAAUUAAAUAAACAAGCUAGUAAAUGAAUUAAUAUGUAAGCAGAUGUGCUGAAUCAGUCAAAGGCCCAUAUAGUCCCAUUUCAUAUGGUGAACACCCCAUUUCAUAUAGUGGCCAUCCUGGAAAUAAGGCACAAAGGCUGAUGCAGGCAGCCAUGUGUGUUUUCCCCACCCCCACCCCAAAUGUUGUGCUGUAAUUGAGAGGGUGGUUUAGUGGUUAAGAGCAGCGGGCUCUAAUCUGGGAAACCUCAGAACUUUCUCAGCCCCAACUGUCUCUUCCUUCUGUGGCCAUGAUUCUUACUAGGUAACGACUUUCUGAGUAAACGAGUGCUUCCUUUUGACUCUCCACAGCCUGUCGGCUUCAUUGGGUGCUUGCUAGUAUUAGGAGAGAAAGACAAGUGUUUUCUGUUCACUUUCUCUACCAAUGCAUAAUUUGGGAUUCUUCCUCACUGCCCCCUCUUCUAAUAAUCUAAAUUAAAAACCUCUAACUCCUUAGUCUCUUCUUGUAAGAAAGGCAGUCGAGUUUUCAAUCCCUUUUCUAAUUGCCUAUAGCACAGAAUUUGCCCCUUUGGAACAAUUCAAUGAGUCGACUUUUUAAAAUAAAGAUAUUUACCAUGACAAAAUGGCCUCCUAUAUAUCACUGCAGGUAGUUACCAAGUGGUAAUUUAUCACAAUGUGCACAGCACAUUAGAAGAGCCCUGCUAGAUUAACCCAGUGGUCCAUCUAACCCAGCAUCAUUUAUGGAGGAGAAGUCAAUCUAUGGUUACCAAUCUUGAUCCUCCUUGAUCUCAGAUUGCAAAUGCCUUAGCAGA
Messenger RNA from Sphaerodactylus townsendi, 12599 nucleotides. RefSeq names its product protein AHNAK2-like. Gene Ontology annotation, molecular function: protein binding. Gene Ontology annotation, biological process: regulation of RNA splicing. The coding region runs from base 613 to 10146 and encodes 3177 amino acids. Gene Ontology annotation, cellular component: cytoplasm; nucleus; costamere. NCBI's taxonomy places the organism in Eukaryota, Metazoa, Chordata, Lepidosauria, Squamata, Sphaerodactylidae. The record is from RefSeq and is a predicted model, not a curated record. The transcript is spliced from 7 exons.